GCGGCAGACGCAUCGUGAGUGGUGCGAGUGGUGCGAGACGUCCGCACGAUACGUGCACUUGUGUUGUAAGUUGUGCGUGGUGAGUGUUCGGCGCUAGGCUACUAACCUUCGGGCUACUUCGACCGGCGGCGCAACCAGUUUAUCAAGGAUGUCAGCCAAGGCUAUCAAUGAGGCUACGGGCAAGCGGCUGCUCAACGAGCACCUGGCACCAGGUGUGGCUGCUCCCUGCGAGUUUGCUGUCGUGAACCCUGACACCCGCUGGGAGACCCUACGCAACAGCCACCCCUGGCUGGCCACACAGAAGCUUGUGGUGAAGCCCGACCAGCUGAUCAAGCGUCGGGGCAAGCUGGGCCUGAUUCACGUCAAUGGCGACCUGAAAAGCGUGCAGGACUGGGUUCAGCAGCGCAUGGACAAGGAGGUGGAGGUUGGACGAGCCAAGGGAAAACUACGGCACUUCAUCAUUGAACCUUUCUGCAAGCACUCCCAGGAUGAAGAGGCGUACGUGUGCAUCUAUUCUCACCGUAAUGGAGACACCAUCCUGUUCCACCACGAAGGAGGCGUCGACAUUGGCGACGUGGACUCGAAGGCCCUCCGACUGGAGGUUCCCAUUGACCACAAGCCAAGUGCCGAAGAAGUGACCAAGGCACUGCUCACCAAGUUGCCACAGAACAAACAAAGUCUGGUGGCCACAUUCAUCUGCUCGUUGUACGACGUCUACGUGGACCUGUACUUCACCUACCUCGAGAUCAACCCUCUGGUGGUGACCGGUGGCCAGGUGUACAUCCUGGACCUGGCAGCCAAGUUGGAUGCCACAGCUGAGUUUGUGUGCAAGCAGAAGUGGGGCGAAGUCACCUUCCCACCACCCUUUGGUCGAGACGCCACCACCGAGGAAGCCUACAUUGCUGAAUUGGAUUCCAAGAGUGGUGCAUCCCUCAAGCUGACGGUGCUGAAUGCCAAAGGCCGCAUCUGGACCAUGGUUGCGGGAGGCGGUGCCUCGGUCAUCUACAGUGACACAGUGUGUGACCUGGGCGGAGCGAAUGAGCUGGCCAACUAUGGCGAGUACUCCGGCGCACCCACCGAGCAGCAAACGUACGAGUAUGCCAAGGUCAUCCUGGGCCUGAUGACCCACUCGGAGAAGCAUCCCGACGGCAAGGUGCUCAUCAUUGGAGGUGGUAUAGCCAACUUCACCAAUGUGGCGGCCACCUUCAAGGGCAUCGUGAAGGCCCUGCAGGAGUUUAGGGAGCGCCUGGUUGAGCACGGGGUGUCGGUGUUCGUGCGUCGGGCGGGCCCCAACUACCAGGAAGGGCUGCGCGUCAUGAAGGAAGUCGGCCGCACCCUCGGCGUGCCCGUGCACGUGUUCGGCCCCGAGACCCACAUGACGGCCAUCGUGGCCAUGGCCAUGGGACGACGCGAGGUGCCCGACAUGCCCGAGCCUAAUGUCACCACGGCAAACUUCCUCCUGCCCGGUGGCAUGAAGACCCCUCCCCCUCCAUCGAGCCCCAAGAAGGAGAUGAGGCGGCCCGUGUUUCCGGACCAUGCGGGCGACCAGCUGGGACCCCAGCAGCCGUGGUUCACCCCUCGCACCAAGGCCAUCAUCUGGGGCAUGCAGACGCGUGCAGUGCAGAGCAUGCUGGACUUUGACUUUGUGUGCUCGCGCCCCGAGGGCUCCGUGGUGGCCAUGGUGUACCCAUUCACGGGCGACCACAAGCAAAAGUUCUACUGGGGCCACAAGGAGGUGCUGCUGCCAGUCUACAAGAACAUGGCAGACGCCAUGAAGCGCCACCCGGACGCUGACGUGCUCAUCAACUUUGCCUCUCUGCGGUCGGCCUACGAGAGCACCUUCGAGACGCUUCAGUACCCACAGAUCCGCACUAUCGCCAUCAUUGCCGAGGGCAUCCCAGAGAACAUGACGCGCAAAAUGAUCAAGGCGGCACACAGCAAGGGUGUCAACAUCAUCGGCCCUGCCACCGUGGGAGGCAUCAAGCCUGGUUGCUUCAAGAUUGGCAACACUGGUGGCAUGAUGGACAACAUCCUGGCCUCCAAGUUGUAUCGACCGGGGAGUGUGGCCUACGUGUCUCGAUCAGGUGGCAUGUCUAACGAGCUGAACAACAUAAUCUCUCGUGCCACCAACGGUGUGUACGAAGGGGUUGCCAUUGGCGGUGACCGGUACCCCGGCACUACAUUCAUGGACCACCUGGUACGCUACCAGGCUGACCCCCAAGUCAAGAUGCUUGUGUUGCUUGGAGAGGUCGGUGGUGUUGAGGAGUACGAAGUGUGCGAGGCACUGCAGUCUGGUCGACUGAGCAAGCCCCUGGUAGCCUGGUGCAUCGGCACGUGCGCCUCCAUGUUCUCCUCUGAGGUUCAGUUUGGUCACGCCGGUGCGUGUGCCAACUCGAGCCGCGAGACGGCCUCGGCCAAAAACGAGGCCCUGGCCAAGGCGGGUGCCCACGUACCGCCCACCUUCGAUGCACUCGGCGACACCAUCAAGAGUGUGUAUGACGACCUGGUGGGAGCUGGCGUGAUAGUGCCUUUGCCCGAGGUUCCACCCCCGACUGUGCCCAUGGACUACAACUGGGCCAGGGAGCUGGGCCUGAUCCGCAAGCCAGCCUCGUUCAUGACGAGCAUUUGUGACGAGAGGGGCCAGGAGCUGCUGUAUGCAGGCAUCCCCAUCACGACAGUCAUCGAGAAGGAGCUGGGCAUCGGAGGUGUGCUGAGCCUGCUGUGGUUCCAGCGUCGCCUGCCCCAGUACGCCUGCAAGUUCCUCGAGAUGGUGCUCAUGGUGACCGCCGACCACGGACCGGCCGUCUCGGGUGCCCACAACACUAUAGUGUGUGCCCGUGCGGGCAAGGACCUCAUCUCGUCCCUCGUCUCCGGUCUUCUCACCAUCGGUGACCGGUUUGGAGGUGCCCUGGAUGCAGCUGCGCGCCAGUUCAGUGAGGCAUACAACAGUCGCCAGAUUCCCAUGGAAUUUGUGAACAGCAUGCGCAAGAAGGGCAUCCUCAUCAUGGGCAUCGGACACAGAGUCAAGUCGAUAAACAACCCAGACAUGCGGGUGAAGAUCCUGAAGGACUAUGUGAAGAAACACUUCCCUGCAACGCCUGUGCUGGACUACGCACUUGAGGUUGAGAAGAUCACCACCUCCAAGAAGCCAAACCUCAUCCUGAAUGUGGAUGGCCUAAUUGGAGUGGCAGUCGUCGACCUCCUGCGGAGCAGUGGAUGCUUCACGCCGGAGGAAGCUCAGGACUACAUCGAGAUGGGUGCCCUCAACGGCCUCUUCGUGCUUGGCCGCACCAUCGGAUUCAUUGGACACUACCUGGACCAGAAGCGGCUGAGGCAGGGCCUGUACCGCCACCCGUGGGACGACAUCUCGUACGUGCUUCCCGAGACCGAAGGCUACGACCAAAACUGAGGCACCAUUGCAGAGCGGCAUAUUGGGCUCCCCAGCGGAUGCCUAUUUAUUUGCACUCCCAUCCUUCGGUGUUGUGCCUCCCCUCACGGACCGUGCCACCACCGCUUUGGUUACAAGAACUGUUGUUGUUACUUUGUCAUUUGACGACCCAUUGCGUGUUGUGCAACGGCCGUCGUGUACUACUCGUGCCCGUACUUGCGAACCCACCUCUUGUUUCUCAACUCAUCCGGUCACACGAGAGCAGGCGAGAAUUGGGAGUGGAAAAUAGGACGACUGGCGGAUUGACACACUCGCUGCAGCGAGUUCAAAUGGCAAAGUGCGUCCCCGCCGUCAAAGGUGGCCAGGCGUGCGCAAGAUGCCUUUGGCAGAGCGUGCUGCCACUGCCUGCCACGAAAGGCACACAUUAUUUGGUGACCCGGUGUUGCCGAGAUUGUUAGACGAGAAGUGGCUAGGUCGCUGCUGGCCACAUCACCUGCCUCUGGGGUGCCUCGCAGUAUUUUGCCUUUUGUUCUUGUCACAGAGAUCAUACUUGUUUCUUUACUACACCUAACAAUUCAUUCUCAAUUUCUUGUUUCUUGUCCGUUUCUACGAAUAACCCUAACUGCUCACGUAAUUGUCCAGAAACAACCGUAAAGAAAAUAUAUGAACGCAAGUGCUUCUUUACUGGCUGCCUUGUGACCCUGUUAUCUUCAUCUCUGUGGUGUUGGUGCUUCGAACACUGCAGUAUUUGCCGAUCAUUCACUUCAUGUGUGGUGAUGUUGUCUGAAUGACUUCUUUUUUUUUUUUUUUUUUUUCUGGGCGAUCGCAACGCUGUUGUUACAGUCGGCCUGCCUGAUGCCACUAGGCGAUUUGCCCAAGGUGCUUGCCUCUCCAACUCAACUCUUCUCAAGUCUCACACCACCUCAACAUUCCAAGCAUAUCGACAAAAAAAAAGAAAAAAAAAACUUUUUCGUUUGCAUGAACUCUCUUGUUAGAUGUCAUUUGUAUUUUUUUUUCCCCAUGUGAACCGAAGGCAACGACCAGCAUCGGAGCUAGUUGUUUCAGCUCUGUGAAGAUUAUUUUUUAUUUUUGUUACAAAUUAUACGAGCAUUUUAUAAAUCUUUGUUGCAUCACUGUGAUCUUUUACGUGUGGAAUGGCAGCAAAUUGUUUUUCAUGAAGAUGGUGCCAAGCUGUGCUUUUGUGCGGGAUUUCAGGUAUUGAGAUGCAUAAAGCCCACUGAUUGGAUUUAACAUUCAAACAUGAUGUCCACAUAAGCAGGCAGCUCUAAACUACCUGAAGGCUUGACUGCAAAGUCUGGUUGAGUUCUGUAAUACAUAAGGUGCACUUCUGGUGCUGUUCCAAAGCUUGUUCCACAGACUGGGGGCCUUGCUAGGUUUCAAAAUGCGAUGACAAUCAAGUGUCUGCGUCGCACAGCUUAUUUUUGUGUGAUCAACACACCUGUCCCCUUGCCACUUGGCUGCGCUGUGGCGUAGUUGUGUGCACUAAAAAUUCCCACCUGGGUCCGAAGCCAGAAAAUUCUUGGCUCGUGUGCGACGCCCUUCCAACUAGUCCCGGUGCCCAAGGCCUUUCUCAAGAAAAGCCAAUCUUUUAGGACUCUUAAGACACGCUUACAUUGUCCCCUUACUUAACGGUGUCAUCCAGAAUAGGUACCCGCAGUUGCUGACAGCUGUAGGUAUAAUGUGCUUUUGCCUCGCUGUUGCAUGCAGUGGCAAGAUAGUUGGCGAGUCGGUCCACGGGUGUGUGUGUGUGUAGAGCAUGGAACCUCUUGUAGGGUGUGCAGCUACUGCUGCUACUGUCUUAGGCAGUGCGGUCCCAUCGUUUAUUCUGCUGCUGUUGGUGAUAGUGUGCAGUUGUCGUGGCAGUGAAUAAAAUUAUUUGUGGAUGUCUGAA
Rhipicephalus sanguineus (brown dog tick) is the source of this 5300-nucleotide messenger RNA. It is a transcript of the gene ATPCL, whose product is annotated as ATP-citrate synthase. The record is from RefSeq and is a predicted model, not a curated record. Gene Ontology annotation, cellular component: cytosol. Gene Ontology annotation, molecular function: ATP citrate synthase activity. NCBI's taxonomy places the organism in Eukaryota, Metazoa, Arthropoda, Arachnida, Ixodida, Ixodidae. Bases 149 to 3409 code for a protein of 1086 amino acids. The transcript has 22 exons. Gene Ontology annotation, biological process: citrate metabolic process; acetyl-CoA biosynthetic process; fatty acid biosynthetic process.